UUUAAGUUGGGAAAGGAAUAAUAUCCUACCAAUAGAAGAUUAUUGAUCAUUGUCUUUCUCUGUAACAUAUCACCUAUGUGGAUUCCCCAAAUUCAAUUGCAUUUUCUUUAGGUUUUAGUUAUAUACAUCAUACACUGUUUACAAUACAUUACACGCCUAUCACAGACCCAGAACUUGUUUGCUGAGAAGAGAUGGGAUCUGAGAAGCCUAUCGAACAAUAUUGUCGAUACGCCCGAUACCAACCUAUCUUAGGGUUUUAUUACGGUUUCGUCCCAUUUGGUAACACCUUUCAUCUUUAGAAGCCUUCUGCAACCCCACAAAUCCCCUAACUCCGGCCAUGUAUGGAACCGCCGGCGAAGCAUGAGGAGGAGGAGGAGGAGGAGGAGCCCAGCCCUCGUCCACCUUUUGCCGCCGCCGCCGCCAUCUCCAGGAUCGCCGUGGCCCAGAUCUGCCUCACCGUCGGGUACGCCGCCGCGGAGCCCGCAGCCCUCCGCUCCCUCUCCGACGUCGCCGGCCGCUACAUUCAGAUCCUGGCCCGGUCCGCCGCCUCCAUCGCCGCCGUCCACGGCCGGACCGACGUCAACCUUCUCGACCUCGUCCGGGCGAUGGAGGAGCUCAGCCUCCCGCGGGGGUUCGCCGGCGCCUCCGACCCGACGAGAUCGCUUCUGAGAUCGAGCGUUUUGAGAGAGCUAAUGGCGUUCGUCCGAUCGGUGCACGAAAUCCCAUUCCCGAGGCCCAUCCGGCGCGAAUCCGUAAGGGCUAGGGCUUCGCCGAGCUUCGCGCAGCUGGGGCGGGAGCCGCCGCUCCGGCACGUGCCGCGGUGGCUGCCGUGCUUCCCGGAGUCGUGGGAGAGGUCGCGGAGAGAGGAGGAGGGCUGCGGGGAAGGGAGAGAACGGGAGGGGGACAGGGUUUCGGCGGCGGUGAAGCUUUCAGAGGAAGGUUUUUUGCCGGCGGAGUGGGAGAGAGUUAGGUUCCGAUUGGCGUGUUAUGGUGGUUCGGAUGGGGAGGGGAAGAAGAAGGGAGAGCAUGGCGUCGAGGAAAGGGAGGAGAGGAAAGGGAAGUAAAAAAUAGCCUCCAACACCUGUACAUGAAUUUUCUUUUUUUGGUUUUUAAAUUCUUCUCUCUUUUCAAGUGUCUUUGGUAAAGAAUAGACUCGAACAGCAAAAAGAAGGUUAAAACAUUGUUAUUCCCAAA
Messenger RNA from Elaeis guineensis (African oil palm), 1194 nucleotides. Its product is annotated as transcription initiation factor TFIID subunit 8. Gene Ontology annotation, cellular component: transcription factor TFIID complex. NCBI's taxonomy places the organism in Eukaryota, Viridiplantae, Streptophyta, Magnoliopsida, Arecales, Arecaceae. Gene Ontology annotation, molecular function: protein heterodimerization activity. The record is from RefSeq and is a predicted model, not a curated record.